Haplochromis burtoni (Burton's mouthbrooder) is the source of this 1448-nucleotide messenger RNA. RefSeq names its product trichohyalin. The coding region runs from base 124 to 1188 and encodes 354 amino acids. Lineage: Eukaryota; Metazoa; Chordata; Actinopteri; Cichliformes; Cichlidae. The transcript is spliced from 6 exons. The record is from RefSeq and is a predicted model, not a curated record.
UAGAGAGAGGCCCACUUGAGCUAGUAAGAUAAAAGAAAAAAGCUGUAAAGAAGGUCUAAGAGUACACCAAACUCAGAAGCAGGACUGAAUCCAGGACCACGACCAGGAGCGGCCCAGUUCACCAUGUCAGACUCCAUCAGAAGAAGAAGCUCCAGCAGGCAGCUUCUGCAGAACCUCAUCAGGGUGACAGCACAGCGGAGCCAGGAGGAUGCUGAAGAGAUUGAGCGGGAGAGAAGGAGAAGGGCCAGGGAAAAGCAGAGAGGAGAGAAGAGCCCGUCCUGGCUCGAGCCCACCCAACAGAACCACUACACACAAAACACAGAGUCAGAUGAGGAGCUGAAGCCCAGUUGCUCCGUGGGCCUGGAUGAAGAUGAAGGUUUCAGUGACUGGAGCCACAGGCUAGAAACCCGUAAUGAGCAAGAGAUGCAGAAUGGCUGCAGGGCAAAGGAGCAGAGACCUUCAGCAUCACCACCAAACCCUCAGAGUGACCAACAUCAGGUGGAUGAAGAGGGACAGGAGGAGGCAGGAGGACUAGAACCAAGGAGUAGGACCCAGGACACUUCAACAGAAGCUCCAGUGAAGACCUCGAAUGACAAAAAGGAAGUCAGGACAUCUUACAGCUCAUCGGUCUUCUUGGCACACGACACAAGGUUGCAGCACACAACCUGCCGGCCAGCAGAUAUGACAUCGUAUUUGGCAGCAGGAACAAUGAAGCCACGAUAUGCUCCCUACUCACUUGAAGAAGCCUGCAGGGUGAAGGGGGAGGUGGAGGUGCAAAAGGAACAGGAGGAAAAGAAUGAGAAUAACAAGCAUGAGCAGGAGAGAGAAGAAGAAGAGGUGCAGCCAACUCUGCAGAAAGAGAGGAGGCCGACAGAAAGCAGACAGACUCCAAGAGAUGAUGAACAGGAGGAAGAGGUGGACUUCACACAUGAAGUGAAGGAAGACCUCCACCACAUAAGGGUGUGGCGACACAGGGAUGACAAGAAUGAGGCGAGGGAGGACAAUGAAGAAGAAAGAACACUGCAAAACAAGCGACUGACAGACAGCAGAGACCAGUGGAGCGAGCUGGAAAACAGAAGCUCUGCCAUUUCUCUCUGCAACAGCAGUGAAGGCGAAGAGUCAUUAAACUGCUACGGUCCCAUGAGUCCAACAUUCAAGGUAACGUGCAAAACCGAGGGUGAUCUGUAGGACUUCUUUUGGUAUUUACUGGGUCUCCAUAAUCAUAUGGUGUCUAGUGUAAACCUCCUUACAGAAAAGGUAACAUCUACUAUGCUCCGGUACAAAAUUUGAUGUAUUGUACUCAAUGUUCCCUCUAAGCUGCGCACGUGCGCAAUUGCGCACUGCUGGCAUGGUCUCUGCGCACAAAAAAAAAAUCUAACCUGAAGUGAAAUUAAAAUUAAAACUUUAACAAUUCUGUUUUGCAGUGCUAGUCAGUAAUGUUGUGUUGG